AUGGGCGCUGUUGCAGCCGCUGCCGCUGCAGGGCUUUCUUGGGAGGAAGCUGCAUCCCGUUUCUACGAACGUUGCAACAUGACAUCUACCACCUCAGAAAACGAUAAGUUUCGGGGAGAGUGCGACCGUGCAUCGCUCCACGUCCGUGCUGGGAAUGGAACCAACUUCAGCGCGCCAUACAUCGUCGCUCCUGACCGCAAUCCCGAUCCUCAAGCUCCCGCAGGUGGUGUAGCAGCCAAUGUAAUCGACCUCGCACAAUGGCUGCGGCUACAACUCGGCAAUGGAACGUGGAAUGGCGACGAGAUCGUGUCUUCCGAGGCUUUGCUGUACACUCACCAACCACAGAUCAACCGCGGUCUCGAUCCUGCCUCGAAUCGAACAGCAUUCUACGGCUUGGGCUGGAAUAUCGACUAUCAACCCUCUGGUCGCGUCUUUAUCGGACACGCUGGUGCAUUCACGUCUGGCACGCGGUCGUAUGUGAGACUGAAUAUCGCGGAUGGUAUUGGAAUAGUUGUGUUGAGUAAUUGCUGGCCGACAGGUACACCAGAUGGGAUUGCGUAUACUUUCAUGGACUGGGUAUAUCAAGGAGACCAGAGCGAGACCACGGACUGGGUAUCCUUCUGGGACGAUCUCUACGAGCAACUCAAUGAGGCAUUUGUAACGAUGGAUCCCGGCUUUGCUGUCACGCCGGUGCAUGGUUCUGCGCCAUUGAAAGGGUCUGAUGUGUACGCUGGGACGUACAGCAACGACUAUGUGGGAAUUGUACAGGUUAAGGGAACAGACAAUCAAAACCUAACCAUGGAAAUUGGUGGUAGAUCGCUGCUGCUGACGCAUUGGGACCGAGAUGUCUUCAUCAUGAGACCCGUACCUGAGCAUCCAGAACACCCUACAACCGUCACAUUCAGUGUUGGUCCUGGCGGUCAAGCUCAACAAGUGCUUAUUGAUGUACUUAAUGGAGAUGGAGGUGGUGUUUUGAGUAGAGAGACAAAGGAGUAG
Messenger RNA from Exophiala oligosperma, 996 nucleotides. RefSeq lists its product as uncharacterized. Bases 1 to 996 code for a protein of 331 amino acids. The transcript has a single exon. The record is from RefSeq and is a predicted model, not a curated record. NCBI's taxonomy places the organism in Eukaryota, Fungi, Ascomycota, Eurotiomycetes, Chaetothyriales, Herpotrichiellaceae.